CCCAAAACCCCAGGCAAUAGAAAAGCAAUCGAGUCACGAUAUUUCCGGGUCCUAUGACUUAUCAGGUGGUGGCCCGGUGGGAGGAGAUGGAGUUUAUGCUUUCUGUUUGAAUACUCGAAACGUGAAGCUGUCGGAUCUGAAGCACUUCUCCAAACUGUCUGAAGGAGAGGAAGUGCUCGGCAAAACUUUCUUCUCACAACUAAAAUUAGGAGUCGCGAGAGCUGACAGCAUGGCAGGCGGGUCUGUGUCGGAGUGUAAGGAGCAUUUGUUUAAAAUCUUGGUGAUCGGGGAAUUGGGUGUCGGGAAGACGAGCAUCAUCAAACGAUACGUGCAUCAGCUUUUCUCGCAACACUACAGGGCGACCAUAGGCGUUGAUUUUGCGUUGAAAGUCAUCAAUUGGGACAGCAAAACACUAGUGAGGUUACAGCUGUGGGAUAUCGCAGGUCAAGAACGCUUUGGGAACAUGACCAGGGUUUACUAUAAGGAGGCAGUGGGUGCGUUUGUUGUUUUUGACAUUACUCGAAACUCUACGUUUGAAGCUGUUUCAAAGUGGAAGCAUGACUUGGACAGCAAGGUGAAACUAGCCAAUGGUGAUCCAAUCCCUUCUGUCCUUCUGGCCAAUAAAUGUGAUCAGAAGAAAGACGGAUCCAACAGCACUUCUCUUAUGGACAACUUCUGCAAAGAAACUGGAUUUUUGGGUUGGUUCGAAACGUCAGCUAAGGAUAAUAUAAACGUUGAUGAAGCUGCUCGAUUCUUGGUGGAGAACAUUCUUCUAAAUGACAAAGGCCUUCCAUAUGAGGAGAACAAUGGUGACAGAAUUAAACUGGACCAACAAACUGUGCCUGCCGAGAGCAAGUCAGGGUGUUGCUAAUGCGGAUGCACUUGCCAGUCUCAUUAUAACCACAGUGGAAGCAGGAGGUCAGGGAACGAUGCCCCCACCCUACACUACCACCCCACCCUGCAUCCCGCAAGAGAGCACCUCUUACAUGGGUCACAUAGUGUACAUAACAAGAGGCUAACUCUUCUCAGUUUGUCCGCCUAAGGAAAAGACCUCAGUGCCAAAAGACAGUGUAGGAAACAUCUUUCUUAUGGCUUUUAAUAACCAGUUUAUCUGUGUCAUUCUUGGUCUGUGACAGUUUUGUAACAUGAAAUGCGGUAUGUAGUGUUUUUUUUUAAUGUAAAGCAGAUUAUUUGCUUCGUGAAUGUUUUUAAGAUUGCAAAUAAUGAAAGAAGCUUAAUAAAUGUCAAAGAAGCAGGCAAAUACUGGUAUAAGUAUUUGCCUGGAAAUAUAUUAAACUAUAACAAAAGGUAAGUUUAAAAAAAAUGACAAUUCUGUUAUUAUUUAUUCACCUUCUUGUCCUUCUAAGUAAAGACUUAAUACAACACAAAACAUAUUACUAAUAGCUAAGUGUCUUAGAAAAUUAUAGACUCAGAAAAAAGUGCACAAGUACUUAUAGUUUCUUGAGGCAGAGUAAAUAAUGACAGAACUUUCAUUUUGCAUGGAGCGUUUCUAAUGUUUUCUAGAAUGUGCCUCUCUUAGUGGGAAUAUCUUUCCCAAAUUUAGCCGAAAAAGAUGUCAAUUUAUGGCAAAAUAGUACAUAUAGUACCACGGCAUAGUAAAUAUAAACUGUGUCUGUCAGAAAAAACUGUGUCAUCAUCAAUCAUUAUGCUUCUAACAUCAAAUUAUCUUAAAUAAAUUAACUCCAUGUGGUUUACUCCAGGAGUACCUUCAGCUCAUGUUAUGUUCAAAUUUGAUGAUUUGUUUUAUUUGGUACUGAAUGAGGGAUGGGGCACCUGUUAUGCCUUUAUACUGCAAUAAAUAGAGGCAAAUAUGCCUUUGUUUCUUAACAGUGAGAAAUGAAUAAAACUUUUUACAAUAAAA
This is a messenger RNA of Paramisgurnus dabryanus, 1882 nucleotides long. Lineage: Eukaryota; Metazoa; Chordata; Actinopteri; Cypriniformes; Cobitidae. The record is from RefSeq and is a predicted model, not a curated record.